Molecule: messenger RNA, 939 nt
Organism: Orycteropus afer afer
Lineage: Eukaryota; Metazoa; Chordata; Mammalia; Tubulidentata; Orycteropodidae
Product: olfactory receptor 2M3-like
Exons: 1
Coding region: 1-939 (312 amino acids)
Biological process (GO): G protein-coupled receptor signaling pathway
Cellular component (GO): membrane
Molecular function (GO): G protein-coupled receptor activity; olfactory receptor activity
Source: RefSeq, a predicted model, not a curated record
AUGGUAUUGGAGAAUCAGACAUUUAGCCCUGACUUCAUCCUUCUGGGAAUCUUCAGUCACACACCUAGCCAUAUGUUCUUCUUCUCUCUGGUCUUGGGCAUCUUCACAGUGGCCCUCUUGGGGAACACUACCAUGGUUCUCCUCAUCUACCUGGAUACCCAGCUCCAUACCCCCAUGUAUUUCCUCCUCAGCCAACUCUCCCUCAUGGACCUCAUGCUUAUCUGCACCACUGUACCCAAAAUGGCCUACAACUACUUGUCUGGAUGGAAUUCCAUUUCAGUAGCAGGCUGUGAAGCCCAGAUAUUUUUCUAUGUGUCCCUUUUGGGUGCUGAAUGCUUCUUACUGACUGUCAUGGCCUAUGACCGCUAUGUUGCCAUUUGUUACCCUCUUCGAUACCCCAAUCUCAUGAGCCAGAAAAUCUGUGGACUUAUGGUUGCCUCUUCCUGGAUCCUUGGCUCCCUUGAUGGAAUAGUUGAUGUAGCAGCUACUUUGUUCUUCUCAUAUUGUGGCUCCCGAGAAAUACCUCAGUUCUUCUGUGAUGUGUCUGCACUUCUAAGUCUCUCAUGCACUGAUACUUCAACUUUUGAAACACUUGUUUUUAUCUGUUGUAUAUUAAUGCUUCUCUUGCCGUUAUUACUCAUCAUUGCCUCCUAUACUUGUGUAAUUAUGGCUGUCAUUCGAAUGAGCUCUAAGGAAAGCCAGCACAAGACUUUCACAACUUGUACUUCACACCUUAUCAUUGUUGGCAUGUAUUAUGGAGCGGCAGUAUUCAUAUAUAUGCGACCCACUUCUAAUCGGUCCCCAACUCAGGACAAGAUGGUAUCAGCCUUCUAUACCAUCCUCACCCCUAUGCUCAACCCUUUGAUCUACAGCCUUCGCAACAAAGAUGUGGCCAGAGCAUUCAUGAGGGUACUAGGGAGGGGCAAAUCUGGACAAUAA